CUCAGUUCCAACAGAAAAGCAUUUUAAAGCAGCAAGACCCUUUUGCUAGCAAUGCCACGUUUGCUUGUUUAAGACUAGCGGACAGAACAACUUGUAGUACAGGUCAGCACUCAUUGUCUAAGUCAGCAGGGCCCAAAAAUGGAGAGCAAUCGGCCAAAAGACCCACGCGCACAGAGAAAGAGAGAGACGCAUCCGUAUAUGUCAGCACCGCAUCGUACAUGAGUGCAGUUGUGCCCUCCCUUCCCCGCCACUGGCCCUCCCUGGAACCGGCCUGACCGCAUUUCGCACUCUCCCGCCGUCUCCACGGGCCUGCCUAUCAUUUCUCAACCAUUCCUCGCCACGUUAAGCGAAUCAAAAGAUCAGACACCCACACACAUCCGUGCAAUUGGGAUGGUGGCCAGUCUAAGUCAGUCAUUCAGUCAGUCAGUCAGCCAGCAUAUUUCCCUUUUCCGCCCCGCCCGUACUUGAAGAGAGUGUUGCCGCUGUGCUCCUUGACGCGCUCAAAGACGAUCGCGCCGAUGCCGUCGCACAGCUUGCCGCCAAGCUGUGGGUCAAUGGCGGGCUCGAAGUGUACGCCAGUCCACAGGCGGCUCUUGGCGCACACAGCCGCUAUCUGGUCAAACGACUCCCACCUGAAGGCAGGUGCAUCCAUCCAUCCAUCCAUCCAUCCAUUUGAUGUGUCAUUCAGCUGCAUAUGAGUGUGUGUGUUGUUACUCACUCGACGAUCAGGUCUGUCGUUGGCGACAUGCCCGUCUCGACGAGGGAUGACCCCUUGGGGAAAUAUGCCCUCAGCUUGCCGCUGAUGUCGAAGCCGUCAAAUGCGAUCUUUGCGAACUCCAUCGACUCACGGCACAAGCACGUUGACGCCGACGGAUACUCUGACGGGUGAUUGAGUGAUGAGUGCACGGCGAUCGAGGGAGGCAAGGGAGACAUAAGGACAAGAGGGUCUCACCUGUGUGUGGCAUUGUCCUCAAGUAGGACUUCCAGUCACUCCCCAUGAUCGGCUUGACGCCCUCCUUUGGCACGUACGUGGAAAAUCUGACAACCACACACACAGGCAUCCAUCCAUGUGUGUCUGUCCAUCCAUCCAUGUGUGUGUGUCCAUCCAUCCACGUGGGUACGUUUGUACAUUUCGUGGUGAAAAUAGUGUUGGAUGAAGGACUGCGGUCUGACGGCUUCGUGGAAGAUCUUCUCCUUCCAGGCCACAAUGGUGGCGUCGUACAGCAGCCCGACGUAGCCCAAGUCGAUGGCCGUGAACUCUUCAAAGGUCAUGUCCAACGGCUGACAGACAUGACACACACACACACACACACACAACACCGGAACGUAGAAUGGUUUGUAUGUGUUGGGCCUGUUCAUUUGCCGGUGCGCUGUGCUCACCUUGAUGAGCUGGAGGAGUAUCGGGCCGAGGGAAUACAGCUAAGCGAGCGAGACAGAUAGACGCAAAGUCGAUAUGCACAUACAUGUACACCGAUUCAGGCAUAUUGUACAUAUUUCGCUCACUCUCACCUUGUUAUCAAAAAACUCUCCGAUCGCCUUCUUCUUCUCUAACAGACCGCCCACACACAAGACACACGCGUCAGUCAUGCGUGUCUGCCCCUCCAUGAAUCAAUCACAUCCACCGCCCGGCCACCGACCGUCGAGCUCGAGCGAUUCUUCGAUGACCUUCCAGGCCCUCUCCUUGAGCAAAUCCACACACGAAGUGUCAUCACCCUUUGGCGCUUCCCCCUGGUGGCCCGGGUCCCUCUUGUGUGGCGUGUCGUGGACGCAGUUGAAAAUCGGCGGCGACCUCCUGAUGUCGACCUGUUGCUGCGUCAGGAAGAAGGGCCGCACUCUGCCCGCCUGAGGGGUGAUGUGUUGCUGCACCACAUUGUAGCCAUAGCGCGUGACAGAACCGCCGACCCCCUGUGUGUAGGGAGGGAGGGAGGGAUGGAGGGUUGGAGAGACAUGCAUAGAGACGCAUCGAUCCGAGCGGUGCCGAUACAUCCAUCCGAUGGACAACUCGUGUGUGUUUGUGUACCUGUUCCUCAAUGAGUGGCUGCCAGUAGGUGGGAUACACGAGCUCGUAUGGGUCGUUUACAGGCUUGUAACCGGUCCAGUCCUCAUAAGGCAGGCCAUUGUGCUCGUGCAGCAUGGUGCCGUCCCUGUUGUACCCGUCGUCGUUGAACCACUCUACAGUCUCCCUCCCCACCAGGUUACCCAGGCCUGCAGCCGUCUCCUCGUCGGCCUCCGUGUUCAACGGAUUGUAGCCCAGCAGCGGCAUCACUUGCUUAAAAGCCUCAGCUGUACAUUCGCAUGCCACCCGAUCAAUCCCACGACCGAUCAGUGAGGUGCUCGCGCUUCUGCUGACCUGCUCGAGGUACGAGGAUCCUCUGGAAUUCGUAACACGCAUGGACGCCAGCCUCCUGGCGGUUGUGGUGGGUCCGCAUGUGUUUCGGCACGCGGCGAUCGGGGCCAAAGAAGACGUGCCAAUCGUCAGUGAAGGUCGCCACGGCGUGGAAGAUGGCCACAGUCACCAUCAGGGUGUGGGCGUUCUGAAUUGGUGGCUCGUAUGUGAGAAUGUUCGGCGCCAGCAGCGCGAUGCACAUGAGGGUGGGGAUUUCCUUGACGUAUUGCAAGAGCCCGACGUCGAGGGUAUUGGCGAGCACCACACUGGGCAUACUGAACACAUCCUCCCAGAAGGCACGGGGCACCCUGUCGGUGAACUCGGCUGAACGACAUAACACAACACACGAACAAACAAACGAUCGACACCCAUUCACCGUUUGUCUGCCCUUGUGUCGGUCUGUACGUACCAAGUCCGAGCCUUGUGAGCGCCUGCAGCUUGCCCUGCAGGCUCUCUGCGGCCUCGAGCGGGCUGAACGGUCCCAUGGGAGGCCGCAGAGAAGGAAACAUGUAGUCGCUCACCUCCGGCGUAAGGAAACCUCCGCCGAGCAAGUUGCCCGCCGUUUCCAGCAGCGUUUCCGCCGCCUGUCCAGCGGCAUGUAGUGGUGGGAAGAGCAGGUCCACGAUUUCACCGAGCGGACUAUUUGGCCUCGCCUUCUCCCCCUUCUCAUCGGGACCGCAGCGAAAUGACGGAGCCGCAACCAGGAGAAGAAAGAACGCCGCGACCGCCGGCCUCAGCACCGCCAUAAUCGUUCACCAGCACUCGAAUCCCUCAAGCACUGCACGUCAAGCGGGCUGCAUCUGUG
Vitrella brassicaformis is the source of this 3191-nucleotide messenger RNA. NCBI's taxonomy places the organism in Eukaryota, Vitrellaceae. The record is from the annotation of a GenBank genome assembly.